CCGCCCCUGCGAUCUACAGCCGGCCCGGGAGCCGGGCCUGUCCCGCCGCCGGGGCGGAGCCGGCCCGGGCCCCGCCCAGCCCGGUAGUUCCGCUCGGGGCCGGAAGCAGCGCCUGGCCACGGAAGCGUCGCGGGGCCGGUGGGACGCGAGUGCUGGAACAAGCCACCAGGAUGCCAGCGUUGCCUCUGGACGAGCUCCAGCUGACAGAAAGGGAUCCCAAGACAGGGAAGCUGAGAACUCUGCCAGCACUGCACCCAGAAAUUAAAGUAGAUCGGUCGUUCGUGCUGUACAAACCCCCUCCUUCCAUCAGAGACCCUGCUCUGGUGGAGGAAUUCCUGGAGCGAGCAAAAUUCAUUGCAGAUGACCUGAACUGGCUUCUGGCUCUGCCUCAUGACAAAUUCUGGUGCCAGGUGAUAUUUGAUGAGAGCCUGCAGAAGUGUUUGGAUUCCUACCUGCGCUCUGCCCCUCGCAAGUUCGACGUGCUGUGGGAUUGCCACCCGGAGGUGCACGAGCUGCAGAAGUGCCUCCAUCGCAGUGUCUUCCUCACCUUCCUCAGGAUGUCCACCCACAAGGAGUCCAAGGAUCAUUUUAUCACUCCUUCUGUCUUUGGACAAAUUAUUUACAAUAACUUCCUAUUUGAUAUCCCCAAGAUUCUGGAUCUCUGUGUCCUUUUUGGGAAAGGAAAUGGGCUCCUGCUCCAGAAGAUGAUUGGAAAUAUCUUCACUCAGCAGCCCAGUUACUUCAGUGACCUUGAUGAAACUCUGCCCACUAUCCUCCAGGUGUUCAACAAUAUUUUGCACAAGUGUGGUUUGCAGUGUGAAGGGGGCUCUGCUGAGCCCCAGAAACUGGAAGAGAAAGUCAGUGUGACUGCAGGGAACAUGCCCCUUCAGGAGCUGAAGGACAUUGUGCUGUAUUUAUGUGACACCUGCACAACUCUCUGGGCCUUUCUUGAUGUCUUUCCCUUGGCUUGCCAGACCUUCCAAAAACACGAGUUUUGUUACAGAUUAGCUUCAUUUUAUGAACUGGCAAUUCCUGAGCUGGAAUCUGCAAUCAAGAAGAGGCACUAUGAAGAUAACAGUGUUUUUGCUGAUUUGUGGAGGAGGAUUUCACACUCCAGAAAGAAGAUGAUAGAGGUUUUUCACAUCCUGGUAAACCAAGUCUGUCUGCAGCCCAUCCUAGAGAGCAGCUGUGAGAAUAUUCAGCCAUUUAUUGAGGAAUUUCUGCAGAUCUUCACCUCGGUGCUUCAGGAAAGGAGAUUUCUCCGUGACUAUGACGAGCUGUUCCCCGUUGAGGAUGAUGUGAGUCUGCUCCAGCAGGCAUCCUCUGCACUAGAUGAGACCAGGACAGCCUAUAUCCUCCAAGCAGUGGAAAGUGCCUGGGAAGGAGUAGACAGGAAAAAAGGACAAGCUGUUAAAGCUCCAGCAGCAUCCAAUGGAGCUUCAGCCAUAGUGGAGAGCAGCCCUGAGGACAGGGAGGAUCCAGGGGCUGCGUGUGCUCUGGAGGAUGAGUGUGCCGGCGCUGCGGCCGCGCCCGUCGCCUGCGUGUCCGGCGUGGAGCUGGACUCCCUGAUCUCCCAAGUGAAGGAUCUGCUGCCAGAUCUUGGAGAGGGAUUCAUCCUGGCCUGCUUGGAGGAGUAUGGAUAUGACACGGAGCAGGUGAUCAACAACAUCCUGGAAGAGAAGUUGGUGCCGUACCUGGAUAAGCUGGACCGAGGGAUGCAAAGACAGCUGAAGCCAGACCCCACCCCUCUGGUCAGCUCUCGCUGUAACGUUUUCCAGAAUGAUGAGUUUGAUGUUUUCAGCAGGGAUGCAGUGGAUGUGUCUCGGAUCCAGAAAGGCAAGAGGCGGGAGAAGGACACGACGCGGAGCUUGGUGAAUGACAAGCGGCUGGUGGCGGAGCAGAGGCAGCGCUACAGCCAGUACAGCGUGGUGCUGGAGGAGCUGCCCCUGCCGCCCGGGGCCGCCCAGCACUACGAGGACUACGAGGACGAGUACGACGACACCUACGAUGGGAACCAAGUGGGCGCUAACGACGCUGACUCGGAUGACGAGCUCAUCUCCAGGAGGCCAUUCACAAUUCCUCAGGUCUUGAGACCUAAAGGACAUGAAGAAGGACAGGAGACAGAGGAAGAGGAUGAAGAGGAGGAGGCAGAAGCUGAAAAAGAAAGAACAAAGGCACAAGCACGACAACUCUGCAGUUGUUGGGAAUGCCAAGGGCCACGGGCAGACCCGGGAGACGCUGCAGGAGCGGAGGAAGAAAGAAGCCAACAAAAGCACCCGAGCCAACCACAACCGCCGAGCCAUGGCCGACAGGAAGCGCAGCAAGGGCAUGAUCCCUUCCUGAGCAGCCCGGGGCGGGGCUGCACCGUCCUAGGCCCUGCCCAGGAGGAGGCUCCCUUUGCUCGGCAUUCCCUUUGCUCAGGGGAUGGAUGUUGUGUGCAAUACCCGGCAUCUGGGCUCGCACGGAGCUGCAUUCCCUGUGGGAGUGCUGCCCGUGCCUGGGAAGGAGCUGCCCUGACUGUGUGUGCCAGUGGCUACAGCCAAUACAUGGGACAGGCUGCAGCAGCCAUUCCUGCCCUUUUGUACUAUUUAUAAUUCAGAGUUUUAUUUUCAUACUGGCUCCUGCCCACCCUGGAGUGGGCAGCUCCGAGAGCACGGCUUCCAUGGAAAUGCCUUAUCCUGAACUUGAGUUAUAGAUUGUCCCAGCUUGGAAGGGACCCACAGGGAUCACCCAGUCCCACUCCUAUCCCUGCCCAGACCCCCCAACAGCCCCACCCUGGGCAUCCCUGGCAGUGCUGUCCAAAGGCUCCUGGAGCUCUGGCAGCCUCGGGGCCGUGCCCAUUCCCUGGGGAGCCUGGGCAGUGCCAGCACCCUCUGGGGUGGCACCUCCCUGAUCUCCAUCUAAACCUCCUGACACAGCUCUGUGCUGGCAGAGAAGGCUCCGACUGUUCCCACUGCCAGCAGACCCACAGGGGUGCAGGUGAGUCAGACCUUAUGGAUUUCUGUCCCUCAAGUGAGGCCUGUGAGAACAGAUGGUACAAAUAAAAGAUGUAGAUGUCUUA
Messenger RNA from Haemorhous mexicanus (house finch), 3061 nucleotides. RefSeq names its product activating signal cointegrator 1 complex subunit 2 (gene ASCC2). The coding region runs from base 171 to 2594 and encodes 807 amino acids. Lineage: Eukaryota; Metazoa; Chordata; Aves; Passeriformes; Fringillidae. Gene Ontology annotation, molecular function: ubiquitin binding. The record is from RefSeq and is a predicted model, not a curated record. Gene Ontology annotation, biological process: regulation of DNA-templated transcription. The transcript is spliced from 18 exons.